This is a messenger RNA of Nannizzia gypsea CBS 118893, 1392 nucleotides long. RefSeq names its product meiotically up-regulated 183 protein. The coding region runs from base 1 to 1392 and encodes 463 amino acids. Gene Ontology annotation, molecular function: nucleosome binding; histone binding. NCBI's taxonomy places the organism in Eukaryota, Fungi, Ascomycota, Eurotiomycetes, Onygenales, Arthrodermataceae. The record is from RefSeq and is a predicted model, not a curated record. The transcript has 4 exons.
AUGGGGUUCAUUACAGUGAACGAAGCCGCUAUAGACAAGGCAUUCAAAUCGAAUCCCGCGUUAAAAGGACGCAUUCUCGAAGCUAUUUCCGAGAACCCCCAAUGCGUUGGCCUGUUUGAAGAUAUCGCAAGGUUCAUAUGUUCCGAACGGGACUCUCACCAGAGCCAGGUUCAUAACGCUUACAAUAUAGCACCUGCUACGGAGAGGCUGCAACAACAUCAUAUCACGCCAGUUGAAGGACCUGCUGCUAAGAAAAGGAAAGUGGCCAAUGGGCUUGCCGGGCCCGUUGCGCCUGGGGGAAUGGGAGGAGAAGACGCUACAUUGAUUGCCGGCAUACAGGCAGACGCCGAUUUGCAAUUAUACGUGCAGGACCUUUCUUUUACUAUUCCACAGAGAAAGAAGCUCAGGCUGGAGUUUACACAGGAUCUGGGGGGUGGAAAUGAGUAUAUUAGAGCUAGGAAUCAGGCUUCCGGCGAGGUUGAAUUCGGUGUACCUGUUGCAAAGAUCGAACAUGUCCUCUGCCUCCCGGUCCCCGAGAAAGCUCAAAGACAGUUCAAUUUCUGCAUCAUACCUGAGUAUAAGGAUGGAGUCACCAGUGCUCCAGACGGAAUGGUUACAUUUGAACCCAUGGUUUGGACAGUACCCGACGCUCCCCCACGAAGUGCAUACUUGGGCUCAGGAACCCCAGUAUCUGAGAGUGCGAGCUUAGCAGAGACAUACCAGACAUACUUCCAGAGUUUCCUGAACGGAAAACUAAAGCAUGUCAAAGUAUUGUGUCCCGACGAGAAAGAGUUCGUGAGCGCGACUCCUGAAGCUCAUCGAAAGUCCGAGAAGGCGUAUCACGUCAAGGCCUUCCGAGGCAGCAAAGAAGGGUACCUCUUCUUCCUAGCUACGGGAAUCUUCUUUGGCUUCAAGAAGCCGGUUAUAUUCAUUGCCUUUGAGAAUGUGGAGUCUAUUUCAUACACGGCUGUGCUUCAGCGGACGUUCAACUUGAACAUAACCACACGUUCUGCGGCAAGGCCAGACGAGAUCCAGGAGCUGGAGUUCUCAAUGAUCGACCAAGCUGAUUAUCCCGGAAUCGAUGCAUAUAUCAAGAAACACGGCUUACAGGAUGCCAGUCUCGCCGAGGAGCGCCGUGCAAAGAGACUUAACAUCAAUGCACCAAGGGGCGGAGAGGGGGGUGAUGAUGGGGACGGAAUGGAUGACGGCAACGCUCCGCAAGCAGUGGAGGAAGAAUCCGAGCUGCAGAAGGCUCAGAGGGAGCUGGAGAACCAGCAAGCGGACGAAGAGGAUGAAGAGGAGGAUGACUAUGACCCUGGAAGUGACGGGGAGAGCGAAGGCAGCGGCUCGAGUAGUGAAGAGGAGGAAGACGACAAUGCUCAGGGAGCGUGA